Messenger RNA from Schizosaccharomyces osmophilus, 1653 nucleotides. It is a transcript of the gene cap1, whose product is annotated as adenylyl cyclase-associated protein Cap1. The record is from RefSeq and is a predicted model, not a curated record. The transcript has 2 exons. Lineage: Eukaryota; Fungi; Ascomycota; Schizosaccharomycetes; Schizosaccharomycetales; Schizosaccharomycetaceae. Gene Ontology annotation, molecular function: actin binding; adenylate cyclase binding. The coding region runs from base 1 to 1653 and encodes 550 amino acids. Gene Ontology annotation, biological process: cytoskeleton organization; regulation of adenylate cyclase activity. Gene Ontology annotation, cellular component: cytoplasm.
AUGUCUGAUAGCAUUAAUUUUCGUGAGGCUGGAUACAAUUUUACUACGAUUCUCAAACGAUUGGAAGCGGCAACCUCUCGUUUAGAGGAUCUAGUGGAAAGCGGCCAUCAGCCUCUUCCCAAUUUGCACCGAGCUUCCAGAGACCAUAAUGCCCAAACCCACAGCAUUUCGAUGAACUCCCAUACUUCCCACAACGGUACCAAUAGCCCUGCCAUCGCUGCUGUCCGGGAACACUCGUCUCCAAACGUAACACCUCGCCAUAGUUCCAGCAACGGCAAGUCGGAUUCUAGUUCUCCUUCCAUUGCUGCCUAUGACGAGUUCUGUUCCAAAUACCUCAACGAAUAUGUUCAAUCAAGUAAAAAGCUUGGUGGACUUGUCCAACAACAAAGUGAACACGUCGAGAAUGCAUUCAAGCUCUUGCGCGGCAUCUUGGUCGUCGCCAUGAAAGCAAAGAAGCCUGAAUACGAGUCCCCUGAAUUUUUUGAGUUUUUGAAGCCCAUUCAAUCCGAGCUUCUUAGCACGACCAAUAUCCGUGAUGAACACCGUACGGAUCCUUUGUUCAACCAACUCUCUACCGUCAUGAGUGGUAUUAGCGUUUUGGGUUGGGUCACCAUUGAACCUGCACCUGUCUCUUUCAUGUCUGAAAUGAAGGAUUCCUCUCAAUUCUACGCAAACCGUGUUUUGAAGGAUUUCAAAGGAAAAGACGAACUUCAGGUUUCUUGGGUCCGUUCGUACCUUACCCUGCUGACGGAACUUGUCAACUACGUCAAGACCCAUUACAAAACCGGCUUGGUCUGGUCCAACAAACCUGACGCUCCUCCUUUGAAGGAUGUUAUGAAAAACGCUGCCAACAAGCAACAACAAGAUGAAUCCUCAGGAAAUUCAUCUUCAAGCGGAGCUGGUGGGUUGCCUCCCCCACCACCUCCUCCUCCACCAUCGAACGACUUUUGGAAGGACAAGGAAGAGACCAAGGGAGAUGAAAAGACCGGCAUGGGCUCUGUCUUUGCCGAAAUCAAUAAAGGAGAAGUCAUCACCUCUGGCCUCCGAAAAGUCGAUAAGCAUGAAAUGACCCAUAAAAACCCUGAUUUACGAAAGACCGGUCCUACACCCGGUCCCAAACCCAAGACUACCUCUUCCGGAGUUAAGGACGAAUUAGCCGUUCCACCGAAGCCAGCAAAAGCUCCUCGCAUUGAGUUGGAAAAUACCAAGUGGUUUGUUGAAAAUCAAGUCAACAACCAUAGCAUCGUCUUGGAAGGCGUUGAGUUGAAGCACACUGUGCAAGUCAUCGACUGUUCCAACUGUACUUUGAUAAUCAAGGGAAAGCUUAAUGCAGUUUCCUUGUCAAAUUGCAAGCGUACAAGCGUUGUCGUGGACGCUUUGGUUGCCGCUUUUGACAUUACCAAAUGUAGUAAUUUUGGUUGUCAAGUCAUGGACUACGUACCUAUGAUUGUCGUUGAUCAAUGCGACGGCGGAGCCGUUUAUUUGAGUAAAAACUCUCUCAAAACAGAGAUUACCACUAGUAACUCUUCCAGUUUGAACGUUAAUGUUCCUACUGAGGAUGGAGACUAUGCUGAACGCGCUAUUCCUGAACAAAUCAAGCAUAGAAUUAACGAAAAGGGAGAACUUGUUUCCGAAAUCGUUCGUCACGAGUAA